Molecule: messenger RNA, 2727 nt
Organism: Parnassius apollo (apollo)
Lineage: Eukaryota; Metazoa; Arthropoda; Insecta; Lepidoptera; Papilionidae
Source: the annotation of a GenBank genome assembly
AUGGGGUCUAAUGAUAUUGAGGAUUUUCAUGACGAAAACGAAUGUCCACGACUCGUAUACUUGUCCUUAACGUUAAAAGGCGAAAAGCCGAGCUCUGGUGAAUGGGAUUUUGUAACAGUAUUCAAUAAUCAAGUUUUAUUAGAAGAAAAAUGGCAAAACGACUUAAUUAUUAAUGAUUUCGUCUUAAAUUUGAAUUUAAAAGAAGAAAUAAAUCAAAAGAUAUUGGCAGAUAGACCACUCGUAUUUUUUCUUCGUACCCGUGGAAAAGCGAUAAAAGAAACCGACCCCAUGAUUAAUAGUGAUAACCGAGCAGGAGGUAAUGUAGAUUUAUUUCCAUUAGUUUUAGGAGAAAAGGAAAUUAGUGUAGUAGUGCCGCUUGUUGUUAUCAAUUCAGGACUUAUAACGGAUUGCAAAGUUAAAGUUUUUGCUCGUUGUAGGGGAAGUUCAGAGAGCGAAAAAAUUCCUCUAAUGUUAACCAUGAUUUCUGCUCAUUGCCUACCAAAUGUAAAGGAAGGUACAGUUUUUAUCAGUGGCAUAAGUCUUAAUAAUAUUCACAGCCCCACGGCUAUAAAUUUUGGAAUGUCACAAAGCACGUCAUCUAUGUCUAAAAUUGUUUGGGCUACGGCCAGUCACGCGGGACAAGCAGCUAACACAGUUUUUAGUGUACCUAACGAUGAUAAGUUUGUGCCACAACAUUUAUCACUUGAAAAUUCUGAUAGUUGUAAUUCUGUUUACUGGAAUGCCAUGAGGCGAGUUCUGGUAGAACCCACAUGCCUACAAAGUCGAUUAAACUCUACUUUUGUCUUCGAAUUAGCUGGAGUCCCAAAGAGUGGAAAAAUGGAAGUACGAGGUAGAUUUAUGUCAUUUGUUGAUGCGGGCGUUUUACUCCAACCAGGUCAAUCUGGCGUAACUAUAUGUGCAAAGCUCUUGUUCUUUAGUGACGAAAAUUUACCAGAAAAUUCCUCCGCCAUUUUGAACUUACCACCAAAUAGCGCACGAGUAAGUGCCCGUGAAAAAAAUACCUUUAUAAUUGAUGAGCACGGACAUGAUGCUUACAUUGUUCUAAGAUUUGAUUUGAUUGAUCCACUCGUUCCAAAAGCGAAAAAAUCAACACUAUUUGAUCAUUUAGGAUUCUCCCCUCGCGCUGGUAUUCAAACUACCAAUGAAGAUUUGGAGUUUAUUUUUCCAUCAUGUGAAUCCUCUUUAGACAAAAAUUGUAUACGUAAAGAAGGCGGGGCUUUAGCGGUUCAUAAGGAGUUAAGUAAUUUAUCCUACAAGAAUACAUUGCAAAUGAAUAAAAGCAUAAAACGGACGGCAGCUAAUCGUCUAUUAAUGCGUGUUAGAUCUAUGAUUAAGCAAUUUCUACCAGAAGAAUCUUCUGUAAUUGAUUAUCAAGAUACUAUAACAAGUCAACAUUCAGCAGUUCGACGAGCUGUGACCGCUUCUUUUGCUCCUCCUCCUCCAAAAAGUCGUACUUCAACGAGGUCUGCUGCGGCAAGAUGUCGAAUUGCAGGUGAUACAAGAAUAUCAAUUCAUCACAUUGAAAAAAAUUUACAAAUUAGUCCGAACCAACCGCGGGUGCUUUUAUCUAAAGUUUUGCGUUGCCUUGAAGAAAGAACUGAUUCAGAAGCCUAUAGUUAUUUAGUAAAAGCUUUGAAUGUUAAUCCUAGAAAUCGAUAUUUAUUGUGGAUAUAUGGAGGUAUGCAAUUUGACAAAGAACCUAAGGAAACUGAGGUAGCAGUUGCAGCUCUCCGCAUUGCUGUGAAAGGUGAUUCUUCUGAUGGUACUACCAAAGCAAUCAGUUGGGCUGCUCUACAUUCUUUGCACCAUUUCAAUAAUAACAUAUAUGCAGCUUUUGUCGCUGCAAAAAACAUGAGAAAAUCAUAUGAAUUGCCCAGAGAGUGGAGGAAGUGCUUAAAGCGAUGGAUUGAUUCAAGUGGUGAAGAAGAGACUUUUUGGGUUCCUGGUGUAAUUGACACUCAAAAUCCUUUAUUAAUCACUGCUGCUUUCUUUUUAUGUCUGCGAUGUUUUAAAUUUAGUGAAAGAAUAAUACAGUGUGUAGAAGAAGGUUGUUUACAACGUGGUACAAAGUCUAAUAAUAAUAGAAAGUCACAGUCUGGAAUUUAUUAUUUAAGAACAGCUUCCUUAAUACUGCAACGACACUUAGACGAAGCACUGAAAAUGGCGGAAGAGGGUUUGAAAAUGCUAGGACCUUGUGCUAUAUUGUCUCAAAUUCGUGCAAUUUGCUUAGUAUUUGCAGGGGGUUGGGAUGGUAAUUGCGAAGGAGCUUUUAAAGAAGCGGAUAACGCUGGAGCAGAACCUUGCCCUGCUUUACUUCUCCGAGCAGCUUUGGGCGGGUUACAAACAAAUCUUGAGACCUCUCUACAAAGGGCCGCACGUGCUCAUAAAAUUGCCCCAUCAGCUUCUUCAGCUUUAAUUAUUGGAAAAAUUUAUUUUAAAAUGGGUGAAGAACAAUUAGCGGAACGCUGGGCUGCAGUUGCUGUUAAAACAGAGCCUUUACUGUCUGAUGGCUGGGCUUUUUUGGCAAUAUUGGCGAUGUAUAAAAGAGACGUUGAUAAAGCGAGGGCCUUGCUUAGAACCGCGAGGCAAGCUGGUCCUUUGAGCCCAGAGAUUGUAGCAGAAUUAGAGAGAGUAAAGAAGGUAGUUAAUGUUGAGGGUUUGCCUGAAGUCAUAGUGAAGGAUUUAUGUCUUUGUGACUAUUGUUAA